This is a messenger RNA of Onychostoma macrolepis, 977 nucleotides long. RefSeq names its product ras homolog family member Q (gene rhoq). Gene Ontology annotation, biological process: cortical actin cytoskeleton organization; small GTPase-mediated signal transduction. Lineage: Eukaryota; Metazoa; Chordata; Actinopteri; Cypriniformes; Cyprinidae. The record is from RefSeq and is a predicted model, not a curated record. The transcript is spliced from 5 exons. The coding region runs from base 349 to 966 and encodes 205 amino acids. Gene Ontology annotation, molecular function: GTP binding; GTPase activity.
UCAGAGGAGGUGAUACUGGGGUUGGAAAGUAGGGAAAGUGGGACAGCGGCGAGGGCGUAUGGUGUUGAGCACGCGGCUUUAAGGUUGAUGUCUUGACAACGCGAAGUUUGUCGCGUGCUUCCAUCUCAUCAGACGCGGCACGCGCUCGGCGAGUGCCAGUAUUGAGAGGGAAAAACCUCAGUCAAUGCCAAAUUUGGGAAGCGGGGUGGAGGAAAUGGCAUUUCAGCUGUUUUUGCAGCCCGAGCGCGGCGCUGCUGCUGCUGCUGGUGACGCCUGAAGGGAGCUUUAACAACGCGGGAUACAUCUCUAGCAGCUGAAGAUGGUGAAUUCAAGUGUUUUAUUAUCGUCAUGGCAAACGGAACCGGCAGCAUCAUGUUGAAAUGCGUGGUCGUCGGCGACGGCGCCGUUGGAAAAACUUGUCUGCUGAUGAGCUAUGCCAACGACGCCUUUCCAGAAGAAUAUGUGCCCACUGUCUUUGAUCAUUAUGCAGUGAGUGUGACGGUUGGGGGAAAACAGUACCUGCUGGGGCUUUAUGACACUGCGGGUCAGGAGGACUAUGAUCGCCUACGACCCCUGUCCUACCCCAUGACAGAUGUCUUCCUCAUUUGCUUCUCCGUGGUGAAUCCGGCCAGCUUCCAGAACGUGAGAGAGGAGUGGGUCCCUGAGCUGCAGGAGUACGCACCCAACGUCCCUUACCUGCUCAUCGGCACUCAGAUUGAUCUGCGGGACGACCCCAAGACUAUUGCCAAGCUGAACGAUGUGAAGGAGAAGCCCAUUGUGACAGAACAAGGCCAAAAGCUAGCAAAGGAGAUUGGUGCCUGCUGUUAUGUUGAAUGCUCAGCACUGACACAGAAAGGCCUGAAGACUGUGUUCGAUGAGGCCAUUAUAGCCAUUCUGGCUCCUAAGAAAGGUGCACUCAAGCGAAGACUGGGCCCACGCUGCAUCAACUGCUGCCUCAUCACAUGAUACACCAGCUC